Conger conger (European conger) is the source of this 3861-nucleotide messenger RNA. RefSeq names its product cardiac-enriched FHL2-interacting protein (gene c18h10orf71). The coding region runs from base 1 to 3861 and encodes 1286 amino acids. The record is from RefSeq and is a predicted model, not a curated record. The transcript is spliced from 4 exons. Lineage: Eukaryota; Metazoa; Chordata; Actinopteri; Anguilliformes; Congridae. Gene Ontology annotation, cellular component: Z disc. Gene Ontology annotation, biological process: positive regulation of calcineurin-NFAT signaling cascade.
AUGAACUCCCACGACAAGCGCUACGGGGGCUACAGGGGCGGCGUGCAGGGGCACGGCCGGCACGGCGACGGUUUCUGCGCCGGCGCCGGCUUCAUGGACGAGACGGACCGCGAGGUGAGCAGCCUGACGGACCGGGCCUUCCGCAGCCUCUGCAUCGGGGAGGAGGCCGUCUACAACGACUCGUCCCCCGUCGAGCGGCACAAGGCCUUCGCCGACGACGACGCCGGCGACGACCUCAAAGCCAGCGGCCGGGGGAUGGUCCCGCGCGGCGUCGCCGUCACCGAGGUGUACGGGGGAACGGCGAUGCUUCAGCUUUCCGCGGCGGACGAGGCCGCGGCCCACCACAGCAACGGCGUCGUCGACGCCGUCUGGCAGCAGAAGCAGAGCUCGUCCAAGGUGUCGUCCCUCGUCGGGACCUACGACGGGAAUUUGACUUCGGACGCUGCUCUGAUGUCACAGGACUCCGUGUACACGCAAGGCCAGGACUCGUGGGACAGCUUGGCCCUGAUGAGCAUCCAGAAGGAGUUGUCCGAGUUCUCCUCCGUGUAUCACCAGAGCAUCAAGGGCAGUUCCUACUCCCAGACCGGAGACCACUCGCAUUCUUCUGGAGUGGGGGCCGCUCCCCAGUUGCCGCCGGACGCGGAGUCGUCCGCCGCCUCCCCGGCCUUCUCGAAAAGCGGCGGCAAAUGCGGCGGUGGCGGCGGCUUGAAGGUGCCGGGCUCCAGGAAUUUCUUCCUCCACAGCGAGUUCAGCCCAUUCCAGACGUGGAAGGAGUACAACCGCCUACUGUACGACCGCGAGGCUCUGCCCCAGGUUCUGGCCGCCGAUCAGUCCCCCAGGUGGUACGACUCUCCGUUCUACAAAGAGCUGACGGGGGCCCACAGAGCGCAGAUGGCCCAGCUGGAAGAGCAGAGGUCCCAUCGCAAGCCGCACGACAGCCCCCUGCCGGUGGAGCCGCCCGCACCCACGGUCCGUCAGAAAGUGUCCGCCAUCGAGAAGCGGUCCGAGUCAGAGCUAAUGGUCAACUGUCCUCCGUGGAAGAGGAGCCAAGAGCCGGUGAAGAACAAGUUUCCUCAGAACCGACCCUGCACGGCAUCGCCGUCGAGCGACAAGUCCAGGCGAAAGGAAGAGGGUUCGGUUUCCACCGGCAGGCUGUCAGCCACCAACUACAAGGUGCAGACGGUGGCAGAUGACCAGACCUCAAACAGCGGGACCCCGUUCAGCAUAUGCCAGCUGCUGACGCCCACGAUCCUCCCCAGACAGGGAACGGAAACGUCCGAAAUCCUGCAGUACGCACUUUCUCCCAACAUCCUCAGCCCUGCGCUGUCCGAGACCGAUCCCCGGCAAACCCCGGAGAUCAAACCACGCAACAAGUACAAGGCCAUGGCCUCCAGUCUGCUGUUCAACCUCAAAGACAACAGGAAGCGAGUGAAGAGCACGUACACGCCGACCAUGUUCAAGAGUGCGGAGAUCGCGGAUCACGGCAGACAGCCCUCCCAGCUGGACUCUCUCGUUGGACAGAGUAAACCCGUUCGGAACGAGACGGUGUUGCCGAAGGAGCAGGAGGCCGCUCCUCCGCUGAGAGAAAAGGGCCAAACGAGACAGGAAAUACUGACGUCAAAACUGAAAGCCCACGCGGAGAAGGAGAUUUUCGCAAUCAAAGAAAAGGGACACGCCAAAUGGGAUGCGCACGCCACAAAACCGAAAGAACUGUACACGCACGGGAACAGGGACGGAGAGCUUGUGCCUACAGAGCAUGGUAAAAAGAACGUGGUUCCGGUCAAUGGAAACCGUCUGGCUCACCAGGACCCUGCAGCUGUGAAAGAGCCCCACGGUAGAAAUGGAGCAUCGAUCAACCAAGAAGCCUCCCCAUCAGUAGACCAUGUCAGAGGUGUAAUCCCUGGGGACGGGGAAAGCCGGCUAGCCAAACCAGCUUCGACGACGAGGGAGAAGGAACACUCCAGAAAUUACAUUAUUGCCAAAACGGAGAAAAUCAGUAUCCGACAGGAGGAACUCCAGUCGAUAGCGCGGGCCAAGAUCGAAGCCAUCGCCGUCAACAGAACUCAGCAGCCCAAACGUGCAAACGAGGAGAGCGGCUACGUGCCUCCAAACUCCCCGCCCGGCCUCAGAAGGAAUGUUGAGGUUUUUACAACUGAGGCUGAUGCAGACACGGCGAGAGGCUCAGAGGAAAAGAACGUGGCGGAGGACAUUAGGAAGGACGCAGGGAAACCGGGGGAGGCGUUGCAGUACUACGCCAUCAUCAACUAUGAGCCGAAGGCGGAAGGUGGUGAGAGAGCGGCGGCUUCUUCUCAAAGUCGUGAGAGGACGCCAAGGACAGAGGCGAGUGGUGUAGCUCAUGGCGAGGUGAGGGAAGCUGCUUUGGCCCAGAGCCGAGUGGACCACGCGAAGGCUCCGAUACCAACACCGCGCUCCGACACUUCUUCGCCCUCUCUGGGGAAGGCCAUCUUAUUUAAGGUCAAGGACAACAGCCUCAGGGCGUCCCCGGUGACGAAGACUACGAGACCGUCUUUUCAGAAGACGUUGGAGGAUCAGAGGCUGGGCUCCUCCCAAGAGAACUUGAGUGUCGUGGAAAAGGCCGAUGAGGAACGCAAUCGCCCCAGAGAGAACGUGGAUGUUCCCGUUCUCCAUAACGCCGCAGCUACGGCACUACAAGCACACAACAUCCAGUCAGUGCCAGACUUCACACCAACCAGAGCACUACAAGCACACAACAUCCAGUCUGCUCCAGAGUUCACGACCACAAGAGCACAACAAGCACACAACAUCCAGUCUGCUCCGGAGUUCACGACCACAAGAGCACUACAAGCGCACAACAUCCAGUCUGCUCCGGAGUACACAACUACUCGGGAGCCGCCGGCUCACAAUGUAGUCCCGAGCGCAGAGUUCAUGAGCGCCAGGGAGCCGCGGACCUACUACAGGAGAAGCCGGCCGGACGGGCGCAGCUCGGCGAUCAGCACGAUGUCGGAGGACCUGGAGAGCUGCGGCACCAGCGCGAUGGACGAUCGGGCGUCCUUGUACUCGGGCGACAGGCCGGAGUCGGCCUGCAGCGACGUGAGGCCCUUCGGGAAGCCGCCCAGCGUCCCGCCGAAGAGCGAGAGGGCCCUCCUUCGCGCCAAGAAGCUGACCACCCGGAGGAUCAAGAAAGCCGAGGUGAAGGCCCAAGGCGGCAGCCCGACCCCGCCGGAGCACAAGCCUCUGCGCGCGGUGGCCAGUAUGCCGUCCUCGCCCACGGAGCCUCUGCUGUCCCGCCGGGCGUCCCUCCCCCAUCCGGCCCUGCCCCAGUACCGCGUCGAGCCCGGGUACGGCCCGCACGCUCCCAGCCUCAUGGCGCAGCCCUUCCCCCUCACCCAGAGGAAGCUCCUGCAGGACCCGAACUCGGGACAGUACUUUGUGGUCGACAUGCCCGUGCCGGUGAAAACCAAGAUGUUCUUCGACCCCGAGACGGGCAAGUACGUGCAGCUGUCCGUGCGCCAGUCGCCGGAGCGGAGCCGGUCGAACACGUCGUCCGUGGAGCUCCUGAGCCCGCCGCCGUACGUGCUGUACCCGGGGUUCCUGCCCGUGCCCGUGUCCACGCUGCCGCCACACCGCUCCACCUCGCAGAUGUCCGCCCCCGCCACCCUCACGGGGGAGCACGAGAAGCGCAGCGCCCCCCGCAGGCUGGAGGCCCUCCAGCGGAAAUGCAGCCGGGAGGCGGAGUCGUACAUAGAGCCGGCGUACAGGUCACAUGAUCAGCCCCGGGGGAAACCGUCCAAUGACGAUGAGAGAGGCUACACAAGCCAACGAAACUUAAACAUUAUACCAAUGGGCGAAUUGGAGGAUUUUGCAAUGGAAAGCAACUGA